AUGGCUCAGAACUAAUAGAGUACAAGGAAAGUUUCAUUUUUUGAAAAAUAUUUCUGUUGUGGCAAUACUCAAGAAGUAUAAGAACCAAAUACUACAAAUUAAAUGUGUAUCAUAAUUUAACAAAGAUUUUAGAUAACACUGUUAAUGAAUAUUUGAAAUUGAAUCAUAAGAAUCCUAGUCUUUAUACUUUAUAAGAAUUUGAUGGUGUAUACUAUGAUAAGAGUAAAAAAAUAAAAACUAUCCAUCCACUUAAAGAUAUAGCUAUUAAUAAUAUAAUAACAGAAAGAACUUAGCAUUCAUGUCCAAUUUGCUUUUGCUAUUUUAAUUGUAGAAGUUUGUUCUUAUAUUAGUUAUUUUGGCAUCUAAUUGUUGUAUGAAUUACAUUUGUCAUAUUUGCGCAUUAGAAUUCAAAAAUCCUAAAUGUCAUUUUUGCCAAAAUGAAAAAUGCAAAUAUAUAGAUGCUGAUUCAAAAGAGUUCAAGAUUUAUACAGAUUCAUAAGGAAUAUAAAUGUUUGCUUUAUAAUAAAUGAAGAGAGACACAACAUCUGGUUGA
Molecule: messenger RNA, 553 nt
Organism: Paramecium primaurelia
Lineage: Eukaryota; Ciliophora; Oligohymenophorea; Peniculida; Parameciidae
Source: the annotation of a GenBank genome assembly